Aethina tumida (small hive beetle) is the source of this 3241-nucleotide messenger RNA. Its product is annotated as mucin-5AC. Gene Ontology annotation, molecular function: carbohydrate binding. NCBI's taxonomy places the organism in Eukaryota, Metazoa, Arthropoda, Insecta, Coleoptera, Nitidulidae. The coding region runs from base 1 to 3129 and encodes 1042 amino acids. The transcript has 18 exons. The record is from RefSeq and is a predicted model, not a curated record.
AUGAUAAAGUCUUGCCUUAUGUGGGUAGCUUUAUCUUGUUAUGCCCUAAGUAUUACCAAGGCCCAAUCAGAUCCACCAAUUCCUUGUACAACUACAACCGAAAAUGACCAGACAACUAGUCCUUCUCGUUCAUCAACAACCACUCAGUCAACAUCAUCAACUUCAACAAAGAUAACUACAACAACAAAUAAGCAAACAACUACAACCUCGCCGGCAACAAGUUCGUCUAUUGUUACUACAACUACUACUACUACUACUACUACAGGAUCUUCAACUACCUUAUCACCAGCUACUUCUACAUCAAACACAACCUCCUCUACUACUACGACUCCAGGAAAUACCUGUACCUCUAAGAAUAAUUAUGCAUGUGAAAAAGAACAACUUUAUUUAAGUUGUGCCCAAGGCAAAAUUGUGAUUGAAAACGCAAACUACGGUAGAACCAGCUCUGAAGUAUGUACAAACGGGCCAAUUAAAAGUACUUCAUGCUAUUUUGAUGCCACAAUUACAUUAGAGAACAAGUGCAAUGGUUUGUCACAUUGUUCUGUGAACACAACGAACAAUAAUUUCCGCGAUAAUUGUGAAGGAACACUAAAAUAUUUGGAUGUUAAUUACUAUUGUGAAGUGGAUGGUUGUACAAGACCCACAACUCCGACCACGAACACACAAACCACCGCUUCUGGUGCACCAGGUUCUUCCAGCUCUUCAUCCCCAGUGACCUCCACAUCAUCAGGAUCCCCUUCUUCAACUUCAAACCCUUCUACAUCGACAACAAACACAGAAACCACUAGCUCUGGGUCUCCAGGAUCUUCAACUACAUUAUCACCACCUACUUCUAUAUCAGCAACAGCCUCCUCUUCAACUACGACUCCAGGAAAUGUCUGUACCUCUAAGAAUAAUUAUGCAUGUGAAAAAGAUCAACUUUAUUUGAGUUGUGCUGAAGGCAAAAUUGUGAUUGAAAACGCAAACUACGGUAGAACCAACUCUGAAGUAUGUACAAACGGACCAAUUAAAAGUACUUCAUGUUAUUUUGAUGCCACAAUUACAUUAGAGAACAAGUGUAAUGGUUUGUCACAUUGUUCUGUGAACACAACGAACAAUAAUUUCCGCGAUAAUUGUAAAGGAACACUAAAAUAUUUGGAUGUUAAUUACUAUUGUGAAGUGGAUGGUUGUACAAGACCUACAACUCUGACCACGAACACACAAACCACCGCUUCUGGUGCACCAGGUUCUUCCAGCUCUUCAUCCCCAGUGAUCUCCACAUCAUCAGAAUCCCCUUCUUCAACUUCAAACCCUUCUACAUCGACAACAAACACAGAAACCACUAGCUCUGGGUCUCCAGGAUCUUCAACUACAUUAUCGCCACCUACUUCUACACCAGCAACAGCCUCCUCUUCAACUACGACUCCAAGAAAUGCCUGUACCUCUAAAAAUAAUUAUGCGUGUGAAAAAGAUAAACUCUAUUUAAGUUGUGAUGAAGGCAAAAUUGUUAUUGAAAACGCAAAUUAUGGUAGAACCAGCUCCAAAGUAUGUACAAACGGUCCAAUUAAAAGUACCUCAUGCUAUUUUGAUGCCACUGCUACAUUAGUGAACAAGUGUAAUGGAUUUUCAAACUGUUUUAUCAACACAACCAACAGUAACUUCCGCGAUAAUUGUGAAGGGACACUAAAAUAUUUAGAUGUUAAUUACUAUUGUGAAGUGGAUGACUGUACGAAACUUACAACACCGACAACGAACACGCAAACUACUAAUUCUGGAGCACCAGGAUCUUCAAGUACUUCAUUCCCAGUCACCUCUACAUCAUCAAAAACGUCCAUUUCGACUACGCCUUCAGCAAAUAUCUGCGCAUCUAAGAAUAAUUAUGCAUGUGAGAAAGAUCAAGUGUAUUUAAGUUGUGAUGCAGGUGAAAUUGUUAUUCAAAACGCAAACUAUGGUAGAACCAGCCCUGAUGUAUGCACUAACGGACCUAUUAAAAAUACCUCAUGCUAUUUCGAUGCGACUGCUACAUUAGUAAACAAGUGCAAUGGUUUGACGAACUGUUUUGUUAACACAACUAACAGUAACUUCCGUGAUAAUUGUGAGGGAACGCUAAAAUAUUUAGAUGUAAAUUACUAUUGUAAAGAUGAAAUAUGUAUUACCACGUCAUCAACGUCAUCCCUAUCAACGGACAAUGGUCCCUGGACUGGUCCAACUCGAUCUACCACAUCUACAAGUCCAGUUACGACUACUUUCGAACCUUCAGUAACAACUGAAAGAGUGACGACCGGCAUAAUAUCAACAAGCACCACUACUAAUGGACCAGGAUCUUGUGGUUAUAAAAAUACUUUAGUAGCCUGUGAGAAUACGAAGCUCACUAUUCAGUGUGAUGUCGGAAUCAUUAAUAUUAUUAGUGCUAAUUUUGGAAGAACGAGUUCAAAUUUGUGUCCGAAUACAGCUAUACAUAACACGAGUUGUAUUUUACCCUCAUCUCAGAACUUAGUGGAGAAAAAUUGCAAUGGAAAAUCAUUAUGUAAUAUUUCGGCAUCUACUUCGUAUUUUCUAGAAGAUCCGUGCAGGGGAACAUUUAAGUAUGUAGAAGUUACAUAUGAAUGUAGAGAUCCUAUGUGCACUUCGACUACCGAAGCUGGAACUACAACUACAGGGGCAGUGACAACAGGAUCCAGUAGUACGGUGAAUGUAACUCAAACAUCUGUUACAAGUACAAUAACGGGAGCUCCAAUCAUAACAAGUACCACAUUCUCAUCUACUUCAACGUCAGAAAUAACAACUACUAAACCUUCUACAACAACAAUUAAAAAUCUAGGUAUUAUGAUUACUAUAUCAUGUUAUCUAGCCAAUGUACAUAUUGGAUGUCCUAAUAGUCACACAUUAACAAUUGUACAGGCAUCUUAUGGAAGAAAUAGUGAUCAAUUUUGUCCUGGAGUGUGGAACAAUACUAUUAACGCAGGAACUUGUGAGAGUCCCAGUGCUUUGGAAGUUGUCAGAAAUACGUGCUCUGGGAAAACUGAUUGUACUAUUGCGGCAAACGACAAUACAUUUGGCUCAUCUUGUAGAGCCAGUCAACCUUAUUUGAUGGUUACUUAUUAUUGCGAUGGGGAGCAAGACUAUUGUCAAUAUUAUGGUUUCUGUUAGCCUUGAAAAUUAAUGUGUAUACUAUAUAUAUUAUAAAUAAUAAGUUUGUUAAGUAUACUGAUUUUGUAAAUUAGAUGUAAAAUAAAUUUAAUAUAUCUUGCAAUUUAGUGAA